UUGGCUUAAUCUCAAAUCCAACAAAUUUUUUUAAAGAACAACCAUUAUUGGGACCCAGCGCUGCAUUCCCACCAUUUGCUGCUGCAGAAUUUCAUCCCACCACACCGGAAAAUUGGAAAGGCGCCAACAUCCAUCCAACUGGUCUAAUGAAAGAGCCAACUGUUGUACCCGGUCGCAAUGCGGCUGUAGCAGCAUUUACCGCACAAGGACAGACACAGGGUGCUGUCAUGAUGGUUUACGGUUUGGAUCAUGAUACAUCGAAUACAGAUAAACUUUUCAAUUUGGUUUGCUUAUACGGAAAUGUUGCAAGGGUAAGUUUGUUUUAUUUUAAUAAUUUUAACUUCAAAUAAAAUUUUAAACAAUAGAAGAUGAUUAAUUUCCACAAUUUGUUUGCAAGU
Molecule: messenger RNA, 398 nt
Organism: Lucilia sericata (common green bottle fly)
Lineage: Eukaryota; Metazoa; Arthropoda; Insecta; Diptera; Calliphoridae
Exons: 2
Source: RefSeq, a predicted model, not a curated record